GCAGGUGGCAACGUCAAACGAAAUUGUGGGUUCCUUCAUACAAGCCAUAUCCAUCGUGCAAUGAGCAGCUAUGCUCGCCUUUCCCUCCUCUACUCCGGCAGAAAGGCCAUAUACAAACCUUGUAAACUCUACCCAGUUUGCAAGGAACAACUUUCGACCAACGAAGCGAGAAUGGAGAAGAACAAUGUCUCCUCAGGAGACACCCUCCGCAUUGCAGAGGAAUUUAAAGCAUCACUGGGGAUAUAACGAUUUUAGACAUCCUCAGCUGGAAAUCUGCACAGACGCUUUGAGAGGAUGCGACUUGAUUGUCGUAGCGCCCACAGGUCUAGGUAAAUCAUUGUGUUUUCAGUUACCAGCAAUUACUAUCGAGCACGGCGUUACCAUCGUCGUAUCGCCUUUGAAAGCACUCAUGAGCGACCAAGUCAAAGACCUCACCAGUCGAGGCAUCAAAGCAGUACAACUGAAUGAAUACACAACAUUAGCUGAACAUAACGAAGUGCGGCGGCAAAUGAGAAUGGGCCAUCCGGAAAUUCGGCUGUUGUACGUCACACCCGAGAUGCUGUUGAGCGAUAAGCACAGAUCGACUUUUGAUACAGCUUAUGCGCAAAAACAGGUUGCAAGGCUUGUUGUGGAUGAGGCACACGUCAUCACAGAAUGGGGCACGAGUUUCCGAGGCAAAUAUCGUGAGCUUGGGAAAUUCCGCGAGCGGUAUUAUGACAUCCCGAUCACUGCUCUCACUGCAUCGGCAACGAAAGAAGUCCGCCACGAUAUCAUUCAGACUCUCCGAAUUCGCAAAGGUUACGGUCAAUGGGUUAUGCCGUUCAAUCGUCGGAAUCUGUUCUACGAGAUCCGAUAUCAAGGGCGAGGUAGUAUUGAGAAAGAAGAAAUGGAAGUACAGAAGAAUCCUCUGGAUGAUAUCGUCGAUUUCAUCGAGAAGUAUCGACCAGAAGCCGCGAAAAGAAAUCGGGAGAACGGUAUCUUCAGAAUCUGCGUUACUGGCAUCGUGUACUGUCGCACAACAGCUGCUUGCGAAGAAGUAGCAGGAUUUCUAAGUAAUCGUCGAAUAAAGGCUAUGCCCUAUUACAAAAACCUUUCACAGACAGUCAAGGACCAAGCGCUUGCCGGAUGGAAGGACGGCUCCAUAGAAUGUAUCGUCGCCACAAUCGCGUUUGGAAUGGGUAUCGACCAAGCGAAUGUAAGAUACGUUAUACAUUAUCAAAUGCCCAAAACUUUUGAAGGCUAUUAUCAAGAAACGGGGAGAGCGGGGCGGGAUGGCCACAUCUCCCAUUGUAUCUUGUACUACUCUCGGGAAGAUGCCAAGUACCUGAGAUGGUUAUUAGAGCAAGAAGAUGCCAAGCAGAAACGGAUUGCUCGCUUCAAGUCUGGAGACGCCUGUGCCGAAACAUCUUCCCAGACUCUCAAUAGUUUCAAAGCUUUGCAACAUUAUAUGGAAAGCUUGGGGAGAUGCCGGCAUGUUGGCAUCUGCAGCUACUUUGGAGAGAAGAUUGAUGACAAGGAUCCCGAAAUUAAAGCUGCAUAUUGUCAAUCCAUGUGCGACAUUUGUAAAGACAACGCAAAGGUUCGAAAGGCAGCAAUGCACCUCACAGAUGCCAUUCCAGUCGCAUCUGCCAUUGCUGGAAGGGAGCCGACGCCUAUCCCUGACCAAGAUCCCAAACCCGAGCCCCUUUUUGAUCCUCGAGAGGGCGACGAUACGGAUACAGAUGAACAUCAUGAUGAAUUUCUAGACCUCCACGGUCCUGAUCCCGAUAUAUUUGAGGAAGGCCUAGCAGGCACUGCCCCUCCCAUCUUUCAAAUCGCCGAUCCCAGAUCCAGCGGAUCUCACGCUGGAAACCACCAAAACACACCUCUCGUCUCGUCCACCAAUAGUCAUGUGCAAUCAUCCAAUACCAUUCCUUCCAGUAUGUCUUCCAAACCGCCCAGUGUGCCCUUGUCACGCACGCCAGUACUUGUGCGUGACUUGUCUUCGGAACGUGUUGCACAGCCGAUACGAGUCAGGGAGAUUAUACAUAUCGAAACUGGCGGGGAACCUGAGCCGCAAUCGCUGGCAAAUAAGCGUCGCCGAGCGGGUCAGGGAUCAAUGUUAUCGAGCUCGCCCACUUCCAGUAUGGAAUUUGAAGAGAUUGAAAAAGAACGAGAAAGAGAGAUGGAGAAGGUCAGGCUGAGGAAAGAGAAAGAGCGGCAGGAGGCUAUGGCUAGAGAAAGAGAAAGGCCGAUCUUUUCUUCCAACGCACGGCUACCCGAUAAUGUGAAAUUUGUCCAAGACUCAGAAGAAGGCACUGCUUCGGAACUGAAGUUGACGAGAGAGCAAAGAAUCAAGGCGGAAAGAAUGCUGAACAGCGUCAAGCCGGUCAGAGGAGAAGGACCAUACGCUUGUUAUAAUGCGGCACCGCCUGCGGCGAGAUUCAGAAAGGCGUCUUCAGCAUCCGACAAGGCUUUCAAACCUCCGAUAUUGAAAUCCCCUACUAAAGUUCGAUGUGACCUUCUUACUAAAUCGGCACGAGAUAAUGCGGUUUUGGAAAUAUCCAAUUCCCUCAAGGAUUCGUUAGGCCACGGUGAUUUGGCAAGAACGGUAUUGAAUUCCUGGGGAAGAUUGGAGAGAGGAAGCAAGCGGGUCACAGUUUUACAAGAUGUUGCAAGAGCGAUAGAACGAGACUUUGCUGCAAUAUCACGAGAAGACCCAUUAGGCUUCGAGCGUCGAAUAACAGAAUUUAGGAAGGCAGCUAAAGCUCUCCGUAGCUCUGAGGUCGUUGAUGCAAUAGCUCAGGGCGAUAUUGACUUGUUUGAUGAUGGGAGUCCGGAAGUGGGUCAUCUGAAAAGUUUGGAGAAGUAUAUGAGAACAUGGAAGCCGGAGCCAUCCGAAUAGAUUCGUGUGAGAAAGUCGGUUGUAUUUGCAUAAUUCCAUAAGUUAUAUAACCUGUAUUGGCUAGUGAACAACAAACAUUUAGAUACAUCAUUGUAGUAGUCAUUUUCUUCCUCUAAAAAGGGGAUAAUUGUUUAUUCAUCAAGAUCAUCUCCGUACCUUACAACUCGAUUGUUGUUAUUCGUUUGAGAUUUAUGAAAUUUGAUUGAGGACCCAAGGCAUGGGAUAAUCGGGAAAUGACU
Cryptococcus deneoformans JEC21 is the source of this 3123-nucleotide messenger RNA. Its product is annotated as ATP dependent DNA helicase, putative. Gene Ontology annotation, biological process: double-strand break repair via homologous recombination. Gene Ontology annotation, molecular function: four-way junction helicase activity; ATP binding; 3'-5' DNA helicase activity. The transcript is spliced from 17 exons. The coding region runs from base 71 to 2884 and encodes 937 amino acids. Gene Ontology annotation, cellular component: cytoplasm; chromosome. The record is from RefSeq and is a predicted model, not a curated record. Lineage: Eukaryota; Fungi; Basidiomycota; Tremellomycetes; Tremellales; Cryptococcaceae.